Messenger RNA from Glycine soja, 1382 nucleotides. RefSeq names its product esterase-like. The transcript is spliced from 5 exons. Bases 40 to 1218 code for a protein of 392 amino acids. Lineage: Eukaryota; Viridiplantae; Streptophyta; Magnoliopsida; Fabales; Fabaceae. The record is from RefSeq and is a predicted model, not a curated record. Gene Ontology annotation, molecular function: hydrolase activity, acting on ester bonds.
AUGUGUCCUUAGCGCUUAGCCGACUUAAUCUCCUCCCCAAUGGAGUUUCCUAACCCUGCCAAGUUGCAUAACCAACACGUGUCACUUUUUGCGAUUUUAUCCAUUGCUACCAUAGUACCAAACCCUGCGUUUGCAACCAAAGAAUGUGUUUUCCCUGCCAUCUUCAACUUCGGUGACUCAAACUCAGAUACUGGUGGCUUGGCUGCUUCCCUUAUAGCACCAACGCCACCAUAUGGAGAGACCUAUUUUCACAGACCUGCAGGAAGAUUCUCUGAUGGCCGUCUCGUCAUUGAUUUCAUAGCAAAGAGUUUUGGUCUCCCUUAUCUAAGUGCGUAUCUUGAUUCCCUGGGGACCAACUUCUCACACGGUGCAAACUUUGCAACAUCAGCAUCAACAAUUAGACUCCCAACUAGUAUUAUACCUCAGGGUGGAUUUAGUCCCUUCUACCUUGAUAUUCAGUACACUCAAUUCAGAGAUUUCAAGUCUAGAACACAAUUCAUUAGACAUCAAGGUGGCGUAUUUGCAAGCUUGAUGCCCAAAGAAGAGUAUUUUGAUAAAGCUUUGUACACGUUUGAUAUCGGUCAAAAUGAUCUUGGUGCUGGCUUUUUUGGAAACUUGACUGUACAACAAGUCAAUGCUACUGUACCUGAUAUUGUCAAUGCUUUCUCAAAAAAUAUUAAGGACAUAUAUGAUUUGGGAGCAAGAUCAUUUUGGAUACACAACACAGGACCCAUUGGCUGCCUCCCUUACAUUUUGGCCAAUUUUCUAUCAGCUGAAAGGGAUGCCUAUGGUUGUGCAAAGACAUAUAAUGAUAUAGCUCAGUAUUUCAACCACAAAUUGAAGGAAGUUGUGGUUCAACUUCGCAAAGACCUUCCUCUGGCUGCAAUUACAUAUGUAGAUAUUUAUUCUGUUAAGUACUCUCUAUUCAGCCACCCAAAGAAAUAUGGAUUUAAACUCCCACUUGUUGCUUGUUGUGGUUAUGGAGGGGAAUACAACUACAGUGGUAGUGUUGGAUGUGGAGAAAACAUAGAGGGCAAUGGAACUGAAAUUUUUGUGGGUUCAUGUGGAAGGCCAUCAGCUAGAGUAAAUUGGGAUGGGAUCCAUUACACGGAGGCAGCUAGCAAGUUCAUCUUUGAUCAAAUUUCUACUGGUGCUUUCUCAGAGACAGCCAUUCCUUUGAAUAUGGCAUGUCACAGAAGUUAUACAAAAAGUUAUUGAGCUUUAGAAGCUUAUCAAUGUAAUAAUUUGUAUUAAAAAUAAUUUGAUAUUCCAUGAGAAGUCUCAAUAUGAUAAGUUAUUGUGUAAGUUGUUCACUACUCCCCUGGUAGUUGUUUAAAUUAUACUAUCUUUCUAUUAAGAUAUUGGACCUUUUAGUUGCGUAA